UACCUCACUAGUACUACUACUAAUACUAGUACUAAUACUAUUACUAAUACUACCAGUACUACUACUAGUACUACUACUACUAGCACUGAUACUAUUACUACUAUUGCUACUACUAGUACUACUACUACUAGUACUACUACUACUACUACUAGUACUACUACUACUACUACUACUACUACUACUAGUACUACUACUACUACUACCAGUACUACUACUAUUAGUACUACUAUUAGUACUACUACUACUACAAGUACUACUACUACUACUAGUACUAGUAUUACUACUACUACUAGUACUACUACUACUACUAGUACUACUACUACUACUAGUACUACUAAUACUAGUACUAAUAAUACUACUACUACUACUAGUACUACUACUACUACUACUACUAGUACUACUACUACUAGUACUACUACUAGUACUAUGAGUACUACUACUACUACUACCAGUACUAAUAACACGACUACUACUACUAGUACAACUACUAGUACUACUAGUAAUACUACUACUACUACUAGUAAUACUACUAGUAAUACUACUACUACUAGUACUACUACUACUAGUACUACUACUAAUACUACUACUACUACUAGUAGUAAUAAUACUAGUAAUACUACUACUCCAUAUACUACUACUAAUAAAAGUACUACUACUUCUACUGCUAUUUCUACUACUACUAGUACUACUAUUACUACUAGUACUACUACUAAUACUACUACUAGUACUACUACUAGUACUACUACUACUCCUAUUACUAAUACUACUAUUCCUACCAAUACUAAUACUACUACUAAUAGUACUAAUAUUAUUACUAGUAUUACUAACACUACUACUACUACUAGUACUCCUAAUAAUAGUACUAAUAGUACUACUAAUAAUACUACUACUACUACUAGUACUCCUCCUACUACUACUACUAGUACUACUACUAAUACUACUACGACUAUUAGUACUACUACUACUAGAACUUCUUCCACUAGUACUACUACUAAUACUAGUACUAAUACUAUUACUACUACUACCAGUACUACUACUAGUACUACUACUACUAGCACUGAUACUAUUACUACUAUUGCUACUACUAGUACUACUACUACUACUAGUGCUACUACUAAUAAUACUAGUAAUAUUACUACUACCACUACUACUACUAUUAGUACUACUACUACUACUAGUACUAGUACUACUAGUAUUACUACUACUACUUUUCUACUA
This is a messenger RNA of Trichobilharzia szidati, 1218 nucleotides long. The record is from the annotation of a GenBank genome assembly. Lineage: Eukaryota; Metazoa; Platyhelminthes; Trematoda; Strigeidida; Schistosomatidae.